Molecule: messenger RNA, 3998 nt
Organism: Cherax quadricarinatus
Lineage: Eukaryota; Metazoa; Arthropoda; Malacostraca; Decapoda; Parastacidae
Product: 2',3'-cyclic-nucleotide 3'-phosphodiesterase
Biological process (GO): cyclic nucleotide catabolic process
Cellular component (GO): membrane; cytoplasm
Molecular function (GO): 2',3'-cyclic-nucleotide 3'-phosphodiesterase activity
Source: RefSeq, a predicted model, not a curated record
AGUUGAUUUGUUUAAUUUAUCUAGACAGAUAAAUAGCUUGAACUCCAAGUGACUACAAUGGGAAAAGCCUGUAGCAAAAUUUGGAAUUGCUGUAAGAAAGAAGUUUCCAGUGCUGCCAUACAAACAAGUGAGCAUGUGAGCAGCAUUGAGCAUAGCAGCUCAUCCGUUGCUCCUUUACUAAAUACUCAAGAGGUUUCUGAUAGUCUUAGCAUUGCACGAACAGUGACUCCAUGCAAGGCUACACCAGCAAGCACACGAGAACAUCACUACCAUGAAGACUACCUCAAUUACCCCAUUUUGUUAGACGAGAAGACUAUUGAAUAUUGUCAGAUGAGUAAGGUGAUGGUUAUCCUGAAAGGGUUACCAGGAUCAGGCAAGUCAUUUAUUGCCAGAAGAAUUCAGCAGCUUUAUCCAGCCGCUGUGAUGUGCUCUGCAGAUUCUUUCUUCAUGCAUGAUGGCGUGUACAAGUUUGACCGAGACAAGCUUAAGGAGGCGCACAAGUCAUGCCAACAGAAAGCUUUGGAUGCUGCACAGAGCAGUUGUAAUGUUAUUGUCAUUGACAACACAAAUGUUCAAAAUUGGGAAGCAAAAUACUACUUGAAUUUGACCAAGAAAUACCAUUACACACCGCUUAUCUUGGAGCCUCAAACACCAUGGGCCAUGGAUCCCAAAGAACUUGCUGAGAGAAAUAGUCAUGGAGUUCCCGAAGCAGUGAUAGAACAGAAGGUUAGAAGCUAUGAGCCAGUAUUACCCUUAUACUACUGGUGGUUCUUGAAUGAAGUGGACUCAAAGAAGAUAUCCAUGAUUGCAAGACAAUGGCUGGAAAGAGCCCUGCAGGUACAAAACUUUUUUCAGGACUUUGCAGAAACCACUAAGCUCUCAACACUGGAAGAGAUGCUGAAUUACCAUUCUAGAAAUGCACAGCAAGGUGGAUAUAAUGUUCUUCAUGCUACUGCUAGUGUUACAAGGAGAGGUAAAGUACAACAUGACUUGGAAUACAUCCAAAAUCCAGCAGUUAGAAAAUCCCUUGGAAAAUGCUUCGAUCUCCUUAUAGUUGGUUAUGUGGUAACACCAAGGACAUUUGGAGCCAGAUUAAAGUUGGGAACGAGUGAACUAGAACUAUGGGGUAUGGAUGAUAAUGAAAUUGAACUCGAAAAUACUUCACUUCCUUCAGAAAACCAUACUGCUGAUAAAUGUCCUGCAGAGUGCUUGGAUAAUUCACGUGAUAACUUAGAAAUAGAUUCUGAUAGAAAAUACAAUUGUGCACAAGAAAUGAACAUAGGAACUUCAUCCCAUUGUGACACAGUGAACAUCCUCUCAUCAAAAUUAACCAGUGACAGAUUUUACCCAACUAGUGGCAAGGGAAGUCGUGCACAUAUCACUCUUGGUUGUGCUCCAAACAUACAUGCAAAGGCCACAGGAUUUGAUCUGAUAAAAGUUGUAUCUCUUGAGCAACGCAUAAAGGAAAGUGAAAAAUCUGAGGAUUCUGAAGUAUCUAAUCUAAAGGUACAAGCGUAUUCGAUUUCUGAAGGAACAUUAAAAACCUAUGGAGAUGGCAUAUGGGUUAUAUACCCAGAGAAAGAAAUGACUGUUAGUUCCAUGUUUUCUGCAUUUUACUGAAUAUAGGAAUGAUAUAUUCAUUUAGUUCAUAAAAUAAUCAGAAAGCCAUAACUUGUCUGCAUAAAGUAUUGCAGUUUAUAUCAAAUGGGGUGACAUUUGCACAUUUGGUUUGUUGAUAAAGGGAAUAAGAGGAAUUGGGAUAGUAAUAUGAAGAUGUAAAUGAAGAAGUACAUACUAAAACAUGUGUCUUUCUUUAAACUGUUCAAGUGCAGGUAACUCAUGAUUGCUAACUUGUAAACUGUACACAGAGGCAAUUUAAGUAAAUCUUUUUUUCUCCUUUCAACACAAUGGCCAUAUCCCACUGAGGCGGGGUGGCCUAAAAGGAAAAAUGAAAGUGUCUCCUUUUACAUUUAAUAACAUAUACAGGAGGAGGAGUUACUAGCCCCUUGCUCUUGGCAUUUUAGUCACCUCUUACGACAUGUAUGGCUUACGGAGGAAGAAUUCUGUUCCACUUCCCCAAGGAGACAUGCAAGUACUACUGUAAGUAAAUAUAUUUACUUACAAGUACUACUGUAUAGUAGGUGCUUCAUUAUUUGUUUAUUGAUUAUCCAGAUGUCAUGGUUGAAUUACUGGAUAACAGAACAGGCAACUCUGAUAUCUGGCCUGUUAGAAUUAAAGGUGCCAAAAAAUGCAUAAAAAUAUUGCUUGGUAAUGUUAUUACUAAUGCCUCAGUUUAUUAUGGCCAUGUGUUUAAUGUAGUGCCUGUGAUAUAUAUUAAUCUAAAGUUUUCAAGUGAAUAUUUAAUUGCUUUCACAUGAGUUUCGUGCAUUUAUAUGCAUAUUAUAUAUAUGGAAAAGGAAGAUCACAAGUUUCAAAGUUAAGCUGAUGCCAGGAUCAUCACUGCUCAUUGCUAAGAUCAGCAAAAUGAUUUUCUAAUUAAGUAUUUGUUUACAAAUAUACUUAACCAAAUUCACUGAAAUUUAGUGUUACAAUUGCCUGGGAAAGAUGUUCAUAUUUGGUUUUGAUUUUGGAUCAUAUGUAAUAUAUAUUGCUGUAUAUGAUAGUGGUUUGAAUCAGAUGACUGCAUCCAUCUGAGGUUCUGCCUCGUACUAUGUAGUUCAGAUAAUUUAGCACCCACAGUAUUUAUUAUUCUCUGUGAAAACUAAUUGAUAACAUAGAACUACCUUUAAAGAACUUCCUACUAUUAUAUUCCCAAGCUCCAUUAUUUGAUCAUCACUUUAUUUGUUCACCACAAAUUAUUUUAGUCCCUUUUAUAUUGUCUCCUUUAUUUUAGCUUUAAAGAACUACCUUAGUUCAUAUUUUUUACAUUUGUUAAAAUAAUUCAGGUGCUAUUUUUUAGCUUUAGAAUAUUUACUUUGUCUUAUACUUAAUUCUUACUAUAGAUUCACUCUAAAUCUUAUGAUUACAAGCAUUGAUCCUGAUACCAACCUCUUAUUGAAUGACUUAAAUGACUCAAACAGUAACUGUAAUUACUACACAGCAGAACAAUAAAGGCACUCCUCAGAGCCAACAACAACAUAACUGUCUUUAACUACAAUAUCAGAUCUUUAAGCAAGCAUUACGAUGACCUCAUAGCAUUACUAAAUUCCCUACAUGCCAGUAUGUCCAUCAUUACUCUCAUCGAAACCUGGCUAAAGCCUGAUACUACAGAUGUCUAUGCCAUUCCUGGUUACACAGCCAUACACAACUGUAGGCCAGAUCAACAAGGGGGUGGCACAGCUAUAUACUACUCAGACCAACUAGAAUGUAUCACUAAUACUUGCACAAGGGAUGAACAUGGGGAAUAUAUAAUAGCUAAAUUCAAAUCAAAAUACCUACAAAAACCUCUCACAGUGAUAAACAUCUACAGAGUACCACAGUCAAACAUUAGCCGUUUUAGUGAAAACCUAGGAUGUAUGAUAACUGAUGCACGCAUGAAUAAAGAUCACUUACUACUCUCAGGUGACUUCAGUAUAAAUCUCCUGCAAGACCAGGACCCACAUGUUACUGAAUUUGCAAACACUAUGAGUAACUGCAUGUUGCUACCAACAGUAACAAAACCUACAAGAGUUACACAGACUAGUGUUUCCCUACUAGACCACAUCUGGACCAACACCAUAUCCCCUUUAAAAUCAGGCAUAAUCAUAGACAAUACCACAGACCACUACCCUACCUUCCUCAUAACAAAUCUUGGCAAAUUACUCCAUGACACUACUAAAGUCACUUUCAGACUUCACAAUGAGGCAGCCAUUAAUAACUUCACAGCAGCAGUGACAAACAUUGACUGGCACACCGAGCUAGAAAUCUAUACAGAUAUUAAUGAAUGUAUUAAUAAUUUUCUAAAAAAGACCCAAUACCUCUAGCUCAUAAAUUGUAUCUCACAAACAUUUCUCAUAAUUGUAUCUCAUAAAUGUUUAACCUAUGACCCAAUCAAACUU